Brassica napus (rape) is the source of this 1510-nucleotide messenger RNA. RefSeq lists its product as uncharacterized. NCBI's taxonomy places the organism in Eukaryota, Viridiplantae, Streptophyta, Magnoliopsida, Brassicales, Brassicaceae. The transcript is spliced from 3 exons. The record is from RefSeq and is a predicted model, not a curated record. The coding region runs from base 446 to 1276 and encodes 276 amino acids.
UAAAAACAAUGUUCUGUUCCAACAACACUAGCAAAAUAAUGUUUAGAGAAUAAGAUUUUAUUAUGUAAAUAAGCGACUGAUCAUGCAAAUAAUUUAUUAGAACAAAUAUGUUUUUAUUUGUUAGAAAUGUUGCAAAUCUGAAGUUUUACUUUGCAACUUUCUUUGGUGGCUUACACUAAAUGCGUCAAUCUCGCUUGUAUGUUGUAUAACUCCAAAUCGUAAAUCAUCAAAACCAUUUUGGUGUCUGAAUAUUCUUUUGGUGUCUUCUUCUUCUUUGCUCUCUAUUAAAGGAUCUAGAAACCCCUUCACAACAAUGAGAUAGAGAGAGAGAGAGAGAGAGAGAGAGAGAGAGAGAGAGAGAGAGAGAGAGAGAGAGAGAGAGAGAGAUUCAAGUAUCUCCUCAAGAUCACUAUUACCACAAAAUAAAAAUAUUCAAGAAGACUGCAUGGAUCUAGAAGAUUGGGAGUUACUCCCCAAGAAUCUCUACAAGGGUCUCGAUCUCGAUCACGACGAGGAUCAUGAAGCAGCGAUGAGGAUCAUCAGAAACACUGAGAAAAGCUUCGACAUGGAUUACUUUAUCUGCCCGACACAAGAUCCUGUCGGAAAAAUAGAGUUCCAUAGAAGACCAAGCGUGGUCCCCACACAGCUCCUCCAAGUUCCCGUUAAUUGGGAACCUGUGUACACCGUGGAUGACACAGAUCACAAGAAGAACCAGGAUCAGGAUCCGGAACUUGUGACGGAAUCUGUUCCGUCGCCGAGAAUAACUUUCAAAACAGCGAAGGAAAACGAAUUUGUCGACAUGAAAAUAGACUUGCCAGCGAGGUUCACAAGUCCUCUCCCUCAGAAAGAUGACAAACACUCUGUCUCAGGAAGAGUGUUAGCAAGAGAGUACCAUGGUGAGAUGGGAACAGAGGUUGAGGAAGGUAGUGACGUGAAGUGCAAGAAAGAAGUUGAUUGGGAGGAGGAGAAGAACAAACGUGGUGAAAAAAUGAAUCUGUGGAAGAUGGGUCUUCAUGGAAUUGGAGCUAUAUGUUCAUUUGGUGUUGCUACUGCUGCUGCCACUUUAUAUGUCUUCUUCCUUGGACGCAACAAUAGCAUACGAGGUUGUCGGAACAAGAACCAGAUCCUCAGGUUCCAGAUCUACUCUGAUGAUAACAAGCGAAUGAAGGAAGUAGUGAAGCAUGCAACAAAACUAAAUGAAGCAAUCUCUGUGCUGAAAGGUCUUCCGGUGGCAAGAGCUCAGAUAUCUUUUGGAGGACACUAUGAUGGACUUUGAAAUCAUGGGCAUCCCACCCGUUUAUAGAUACAUCAGAGCCAAAUGUCUACUGUUUUAUUACCAUGGGCACUAUAGCUUAUAUACAUUAUGAAUUUAGGAAAUUCAAUAUUGUAUCAUGUUUGUAAAAUUAACAUUAUUCGUCCGAAUGCUUCUAGUUAGUUAUAUGAACAUUGAUAUGAUUGUACACUUAUUGAGUUGUUAUAAAACCGACCAUGCAUUAGCAUGUUCUUAAUA